Molecule: messenger RNA, 1713 nt
Organism: Symbiodinium necroappetens
Lineage: Eukaryota; Dinophyceae; Suessiales; Symbiodiniaceae
Source: the annotation of a GenBank genome assembly
AUGGCCAGGAAAACAUUCCCGAUGUUGAUACAGGACACAUCCGACUCUGACAACCAGUUGGCGCUCUUUGGCUUCUUCCAGGAGAUAGUAAAGGACGUGUCGCAGGUCAACAGCGUCCAGGGGAUAUGGGCUGUGAGCCCGCGCCACGUGGACUUGAGCUUCCCAGGGGCUUUCAACAAAGCCAUAGUGGGGAACCGACCUGACUUCAGAGCGUUCGACCCUGUGAAAAACUACCACGAGGGCACGGGCUUGGUUGCGAGGGCCGACCAGGAGAUGUCUGAUCCAGAGCUCGCGAAGCAAGCUCUGGAAGACAGUCAGUUAGUGCUCCACAACGAGAUUCGAAGAACGUACACGUCCAUCAUGAUGGCCUCCGGCCUUGACCCUUUCUCGCGGUCGUCAUGGGAGUUUUGCCUGCGAGCAUUUCCGUGCUGUGUUCUUCCUUUCCCAGAGGAGCAUUUGCUGUCUCACCACUACUUCGCUCGGGAAUUCCUUUUCGAUCGAGGAGAUCUAGAGGGCAACCAGUUUGGCGACCCUUUGACAUCAAAAUCUUACAACAGAAUUGUAGGCGAGAUUGACGGCGAGGUUGCCGCGGAUAGCAAGGGCGCUUACGACAGAAAAGCAGACGUCGUGCGGGGCCACGCUGCUGCUCGUCGUCGGCGCGCCCGAAAAAUCGUGCAAGACGCGUUGGAACAGUGGGAUGCCAUCUUGGGUGUCGAUCACCUGGAUUGGUUGAAUACCUGUGAGUUGAAUUCCAGCGGGUGCCUGAGCAGUGUCACAGAUGUGAUCGUGAUGGCCCCGAUCACGAUGACAGAUGAACUUUGGUCAAAGUUGCGCACAGCCAAGAGACUUUGGGGCAUGUUCUUCGCUCUUGACAAUGCCGCAGAAUACGGACAUUGGGUGGUAGAUGACAAGGCGAAAAACAUUUUCCGGAACAACUUCAACACUGCUCUAGACGAGCAGGGCACCUUGCGCAUGUUGAAGCAAAUCCACACAAAGGAGCUGCGCGCGCACUUCCACCCAACAGAGCUUUUCAAGGGAGAGCUCGGGCAAGUGAGCUGGGCGGAUGCUCGCGACCUUGUGAAGCCGGUCUUCGACCUCAUGGCCAAUGGAGGCAGCAUCGCUUCUGUGACUCCGAUGUUGGGCCUGUACAACUGUUAUAACUGUGCCAAGUCACCGAAGGGCGAUCCACAGCAGAUAUCCGAUCCACUAACGGUGUUUGAGUAUCUGAACUUCUCGCAGAGAUUUGCCAAGCAAGAUGUGAGCUAUGCCUCCUUCAACCCGGAGGAUUACAUGCCUGUCGCUUCCUACAGCCCUUCCCUCAUUAUGGCUGACCAUGACACCACGGAGCAGAACUACAGAAGCGCCUGGGAGUUUGCCAAAGGUAAGGGCAUUCCUGAGGAGAGGCUGCAGAAGGCUGUUCGCAAGGAGCAGGUGUUCGUCGUUAAAUUCACGUACGAGCCCCUUAACAACGGCAUGUACACCGGCCACGGGUUAGUGAAGCGGAUGCUCCCCGAGUACGGCAAGUGGCUAAGCUCCCUCCUCACGGCCAAGCCGGAUCUCAAGGCACCCGAGCACAUGUCGCUUUCCAUUCCCAUCCUAGAGUCCACCCGUCAGGUGUUCUUGCAGAAUUCUGCUGCCGGCAGUGGUGACUGCGGUGUGGGUGUCAACACAGCGGCGCCAGUAUGUGGAAUCUCGGCGUGCUCGUGCCAGUGA